CAGCCCGGCGCCUCCGAUCAGCUCCUGCAAACCCUCCACAAAGACGAGCUCCGGGUCUCGCCCUGCGUCAUUCGUCUUUCCGGGGGUUUUAAACGGAGUGAGUCCUCUCGCUCCUCUCGCUCCGGGUGCUUGUGUCUGUGAACGUCUGGUCUCUGCAGGAAGAUGAAGCUGGAAACGCUCGUGAAGCUUCUGCCCUGCGUUGUGUUUUUCCUUCCUCACGCACUGCGCGCUCAGACAGCGCUCCCUCCUGAAUGUGCGCCGGGGGGGCACUCCAUCCUCCAGAACCCCUACCGCAGCGCCACCUUCAGCUCCAGCUGGCUGCAGCAGUCGGCCCUGCAGGACUUCAUCUGCGACCACUCCCUCACUCCGGGCUGGUACCAGUUUCAGAUUUUUGACAAGCCGGCCAGCAUGCCCACUCAGUGCGUGGAGGUGAACCACUGUGGGACCCAGGCCCCGGUGUGGCUGUCCCUGCGUGAAGGGGAGUCCUUGCCCGGGCCUCUGGAGCUCCGGCAGCUAACAGCCUGCGCCGCCUGGCAGUUCUUCCCGAGCAGCAGCAAAGACUGCUGCCUGUUCCGCAUCCCGGUGACGGUGCGCAACUGUGGAGACUUCUACGUCUACCUGCUGCAGCCCACUCAGGGAUGCAUGGGAUACUGCGCUCAAGAGACGUCAGACACUUUGCCCGUGGCGUCGCUGACCUGUGGCCCCGAGGAGGAGGACGUGGACGGAGCAUGUAGAACCGAGCAGCCUCCCUCUCCCUCAGAGCCUGUGAUCGUGUCGGAGGUCAGCGGUAGCUCUGUCUACCUCAAGUGCAGCUUCGACAGCAGCUCCAGCAGCUCCCUGGGCUUCGUGGUGGCCUGGUCCCGUCUGUCCCCUGAGGGCAGGAAGGACGAGCUGAAGCAGGAGACCACCAUCCAGACCUCGGCCUUCAUCGAGCUGGACGGGUUCAACCUCCGCCUGGGGGACAAGAUUUACUGCUCCUGUUCCAGUUUCUUCUUGGAGUCUCCGGACGUCCGUGGAGCUUCAGUGGAAAGUCGGGAGUUCUUUGCUGGGAUUAGGCUGAUACCGGAGGUGAGCGUGGUGUCUGAGGAUGGGAAGCUGUACGAGUUGGUGGUGGAGAGCUCGGUUCCUGUCCCGUGUGUGCAGGAGACGUCCUCCACCUCUCAGCAGUGCUCUCUGCAGCUGCAGCUCAGCACCAGCAGCCAAGACGGGGGGUGGCUGGGUGCCGAUGUGUCCCUGUCCUCCUGUGUGGUGGAUCUGCCCCGUGGCCCCUGCAGAGUCGGGGUCUGCAGCCGAGCUCUGAUCCACUUCAGCCCCGUCACGGACUUUGUGAAAGACGGAAACAGGACGACUCAGAUCUCCGUCAAACCCAUCGUCACGCAGAACUUCCUGUGGAGCGGAUACUCACCAGAACCCGUUGAGAUCACAGUGGAGGACGUUCCCUCGGCCUACUGCUACUCCUUCACGGAUCCUCACAUGAUCACAUUUGAUGGCAGAUACUAUGAGAGCUUCCAGAUCGGCACCUUUGUCCUGUACAAGAGCAGCUUGUGGCCGUUCGAGGUCCACGUGCGUCAGUGGGAGUGCGGCGGUGUGGUGCACGCCGCCUCGUGCGUGUGCGGCUUCGUGGCGAGGGACGGCGGCGACGUCAUCGCUUUCGACAUGUGCAACGGGGAACUGGGCGAAACCAAACCUCAUCUGUCCGUGAAGAACCGAGACCUGAGCAGGAGCGGCAUCCGCAUCACGGAGUCCUACCAGGGACGAAAAGUCACUAUGACCUUCUCCUCUGGAGCGUUUGUCCGUGCAGAUGUUUCCGACUGGGGGAUGAGUCUGACAGUCAGAGCCCCCGGGUCAGACCGGGGUCACACUGAGGGUCUGUGUGGGACCUACGACGGACAGACGGACAAUGACUUCCAUGCAGCAGGGGGCGCCACACUGAGGGACCUGCACGCUUUUAUCUCCGAAUGGAGACUCCCUCCAGGAGGCAGCCUGUUCGACACCCUGCCGUCCCACCUGAGUGCACCGAGCCCCCGCAGGUACUGUACCUGUCAGGCAGAGCCCCGCCUGGCCUCCUCCAGAGCUCGGCUGCAGACGCUCACAGCCCCGGACCCCAGCUGCUCUCAUCAGGGCAACCUGCACGUCCUCAGCGUCAUCCCCACGCUGGACGUCACGGCCGAGUACAUCGGCUCAGUGGAGUUGCUCAGAGGCAACGAGAGACAGAUGCUUCCUCCGGGUCAACAAGCCCACGAUCACGGUGUUGGCUCCCAGAGGCAGCAGCUCAGAGGGAGGCGGCAGGCCCACCGUUACAUUUCUAACCCCCCGCACCAGAGCCUCAGCCAGGCGGACUUGGAGGGAUUUACCUACUUCUUCCCUGAGGACCACGAACCAGCAGCUCAACUGGACUCUUCCCCAACGUGGCCCACACCGUCCGGCCUCACCGAGCCUCAGGCCCGGGCCCGGUGCCAGAGGGCUGUGGCUCAAUCGAGCAUCGUGAUAGGCUGCGGGCGCCUGAUAGAGAGGUCCCUGAUGGACCAUGUGGUGGUUAUGUGCGUCACCGACCUGCAGCUGAAGGACGAGCUGUCGUGGCUGAACGCGACCUUACCGCUGCUGGAGAACGAGUGUGAGAGGAGGCUGGUGGAGGAGAAGAGGAGGGAGAAGGAGCAUCAGGACGUACUGGCCGCCCUCAAGUGUCCCAGUCUGUGCAAUGGGAACGGACAGUGCUCGGAAUGGGGUUGUGUGUGCUUCCCGGGAUUUGGGUCCUACGACUGCAGUGUGCUGUCUGACCAGAUCCCAGAGAUCACCGAGCUGGAGAAGGAGGGUCUGUGUGAUGUGCGACAGGGCGACUGCUCCAGCCUCCAGGUCCACGGUCAAGGCUUCAAGGACUCGUACGAGCUCAAGUGUGAGUUUGUUCAAGAAAAGUUUGUGGAUGGAGACUGGAUCCUGGACGAGCCCCAUUUCAUCCUGGCCACCUUCCUGGAUGUGACGGCCCUGGAGUGUGCACUCCCCCUGGAGGUCAACGGACAUCACGCAGGCCUGGACCAGGACACGGAGAUGAACAGACCUCUGGCCCGCUGGCAGAUCAAAGUGUCCAACGACGGCUACAGCUUCAGCAACGCUAAGAUCCUGACCCUGUACGACGGAGCCUGUCACAUCUGCAGCUUGAACUCUGAAGUCCUCUGCACCCUGAGGGAGAAAACCUGCCACAUUGAGGGCCUGUGUUACAGCGAGGGAGAGUCCAACCCCAGCAGCCCCUGCCUCACAUGCCGGCCCGACUCGUCCAAACACACAUGGUCCAUAGCAGAGAAGAACAAGCCUCCGGUUCUGCAGCCGCCGCCGUCUCCUCUCCGCUCCUUCCAGGGUGAGAACUUCAUCUACCAGCUCCGAGCUCAGGACUCUGAGGGCUUCAGCUUCAGCCUGAUAUCAGGUCCUGAGGGAGCGUCUCUGUCCCCGGCUGGUCUGCUGAGGUGGAAGUCCUCAGCUGAGACCUCAGGCACACAGACCUUCUACUUCUCUAUGAUGGACGACUGUGACGCAGAGACCACAGCGUCUGUGCAGGUGUCUGUGGGAUCCUGUGAUUGUCUCAACGGAGCUUCCUGCGUCUCUAACGUCAACCUCCCUGUCGGCAGCGGAGAAUACGUGUGUGUGUGUCCCAGUGGAUUCAAUGGGGAAAGGUGUGGGGUGGAUAUGGAUGAUUGUAAACCCAACCCCUGCAGACUGGGUCGCUGCAUCGACGGACCAGACUCCUUCUCCUGUGUCUGUCCUCCAGGGAUGACAGGCCGGACGUGUAGAGAAGAUCUGGACGAGUGCGUCUCUCAGCCUUGUUUCCCUGGAACGAGCUGUAACAACACGCUGGGCUCCUUCGUCUGUGGCGUCUGUCCACAGGGAUUCACCGGUGAUGGAAGAAACUGCACUCGUAACACAGAGUCCACGGCGAAGGUUUUAAACACACAAUCAAGAGUCCCACAGUUUUUCCUGAGGCCCAAACCCUCGGGCCCGUCGCCCUGCAGCAGGAGGCCGUGUCACCCGGGGGUUCAGUGCUUUGACAGCACCCACGUCUCCGCGGGGUUCGCCUGUGGACCCUGUCCAACGGGCUUCCAGGGAAAUGGACGAACGUGUGCAGCGACAGGUCAGGGAUCAGUCCUCAGCGGAGCAGACGGUCAUAUUCACAUUACCAGAUCAAAUUCCAGCAAGGAAACGAGUCCCACCACCUCCUCUUCCUCCUCCUCCUCCUCUUCCUCCUCCUCCUCCUCCUCCUCCUCCUCUUCAUCGUCUCCCACCUCAGCCAGACGACCCUCUGACAGGAGGACCAGACCAGAAGCCACCAUCUCCACCGUCAGGAGAGUUUCUGCCACCGACCGGAGGACGACAGUGACUCCACAGAAUCAAACUGGAACAGAAGUGUUUGUCUCCACUGUCCUCAGAGGUCAGCCCAGUGGGGGGGAGCUGACCCCUGAGCUCCUCGCCACCGGGGUCAAGUGGGGGAAACCGUCUCACCGCGUGACCUGCGCCGACUCUCCCUGCUUCCCGGGUGUCCCCUGUGAGCCCAGUGUCACCGGGUCCUUUAGGUGUGGACGCUGCCCGCAUGGUUUCACCGGUGAUGGAGUCGUAUGUAAAGCCGUGUGCAGGUAUCAGUGUGGGAGGAACAUGGAGUGCUCUCUGCCCAACACCUGCACCUGUAAGGAAGGUUACACCGGAUACAACUGUCACAUAGCCGUGUGUCGCCCCGACUGCAAGAACCAGGGCAAAUGUGUGAGACCCAACGUGUGUGAAUGUCCUGCAGGCUACAGUGGAUCCACCUGUGAGGAAGCGAGCUGCGAGCCGCCCUGUCAGCACGGAGGAACCUGUCUGGUCAGAAACCUGUGCACCUGCCCCUACGGCUACGUGGGACCCAGAUGUGAAAUCAUGGUGUGUAACAGGCACUGUGAGAACGGAGGCGAGUGUGUGUCGCCUGAUGUCUGUCGAUGCAAACCCGGCUGGAACGGACCGACGUGUAACUCAGCUCUGUGUAGCCCCGUGUGUCUGAACGGAGGAACCUGCAUCAAGCCCAACUUCUGUGCUUGUCCCAGUGGCUUCUACGGCUCCCAGUGUCAAAUCGCGGUUUGUAAUCCUCCCUGUAAGAACGGGGGUCAGUGCAUGAGGAACAACGUGUGCUCCUGCCCCGAGGGCUACACGGGGAAGAGGUGUCAAAAGAGUGUGUGUGAGCCGAUGUGCAUGAACAAAGGAAAGUGUGUGGGACCCAACACGUGCUCCUGUGCGUCCGGAUGGAGAGGCAGCAGGUGUAGCAUACCCGUGUGCCUGCAAAAGUGUAAAAAUGGCGGCGAGUGUGUUGGACCCAGCACCUGCCACUGUCCCAUCGGCUGGGAAGGCCUGCAGUGUCAGACCCCGAUCUGUAAGCAGCGUUGCCUGAACGGAGGGAGGUGUGUCCUACCAGAUUACUGCCACUGCCGUAAAGGCUACAAGGGUCUGACCUGCACAGUGAAGGCGUCACAAGCAUGAUGGGAAAGAAGAGAGAGAGAGAGAGAGAGAGAGAG
Messenger RNA from Pleuronectes platessa (European plaice), 5525 nucleotides. It is a transcript of the gene vwde, whose product is annotated as von Willebrand factor D and EGF domains. Lineage: Eukaryota; Metazoa; Chordata; Actinopteri; Pleuronectiformes; Pleuronectidae. The coding region runs from base 163 to 5490 and encodes 1775 amino acids. The transcript is spliced from 32 exons. The record is from RefSeq and is a predicted model, not a curated record. Gene Ontology annotation, molecular function: calcium ion binding.